ACAGUCAUUUAAUGCCACCACCAUCUACUGUACCGAGGAACAAAAAAAGUAUUCGUAAACGUAAGAGUACGAGCGAAGAUGAAGAUAGCUCCGAUGACUCUGAAGAAGAUGUACCCGUUUUAAAAUCAAGAAAUAAUACAAAAAAGUUAUCCAAUAAAGAAAAUAUUUCUUAUGCAAAGUCAAAUAAGGAUAGUGAUGAAGAUAAUUCUGAUGUCAAUAAAGAUUCAGUUACCUCGAUAUCAGUGAGACAUGGUAAAAGAAAAGAAUGCGCAAAGGAAGACACAAGUACGCUUAGUAAUAUUUCAUCGUCGUCUUUAAAACGAACUAAAUUGUUGCGGGAAAUUCCAACAAGGAGUUCAGUUCGAUUACGCAAAUGAUUUACUUGUAAAAUUAAAAUAUAAAAUUUUUUUAAUGGACAAAUGUAAUGUAUGAGUUAUAUGUAGUAACA
Trachymyrmex cornetzi is the source of this 448-nucleotide messenger RNA. RefSeq names its product putative vacuolar protein sorting-associated protein 13F. Bases 12 to 377 code for a protein of 121 amino acids. Lineage: Eukaryota; Metazoa; Arthropoda; Insecta; Hymenoptera; Formicidae. The record is from RefSeq and is a predicted model, not a curated record. The transcript is spliced from 3 exons.